AUGCUUAAGGGCAACAGGAUUGAGCCUGGGAGCCAGAGAAGAGUGAAAAGGCAUUAUCCAUGGAUCCUAUGUGGCUGCAACCGACAAUGCUAUAUCACCUUGAUUACUGGUUGCUACACCUGCGAGUGGCAGGUCAAGCAGGAGAAAAAGUCUUUACCUGGACCCUGCUGCUGCUCUUGGAGAGAGAAGUUAUUUUACCCAUUUCUGAUUACUUCAUUUUUGCUGUCUUUGAUUUUGCUGUUUGUGUGGAUAGAAACUUCAAAUGAAUACUUUGGCUUUGACUGGGUCAUUUUUCUAGGUACAGGAUACUGGUUCUUUUGGUCCAUUGUUUUGCUGAGUUUAUUUGGGAUCCUGGCUGCCUACUGUACAUUGCUGGUGGUACUUGCAUUUUUGUUGGUUUGGGAAGGGUAUGAACCAAACCUGCACUGGUUUCAUAAGGUCCUGGUUCUGCUAGUGAUUGUGACAGUCUCAUUUUUUUUGUGGAUAUUAUUCACAUACUGGAGGGACAGGUGGCUGACUACUGGGCUGUCACUGCAGAUCUUUGCUCCCUAUGUGCACCUGAGUGGCAUAAGUAUGAUGGUUAUCCUUUCCUGGCCUGUGGGCUUCUACUUAAUCCAUUUGGAAGAAGAAGCUAGAAUCAGAAGAUACAAGAUGGCAAAUUAUGACAGAGAAAAAACCAAGAGAUGUAAUAUACUCACAAAGUUGAGAGCUCUACAGGUGGUUAUUGGAUUGCCUUUUUUCCUUAUCCUUUUAUGUCUCUAUGUUAUUCCAUUGGGGAUUCAUUCUCCCUGCAUUCAGGAGGAGGGUAAAUUAGGACCCAAGCCAGACUUCAUUGGACAUAGAGGUGCACCCAUGUUGGGGCCUGAGAAUACCAUGAUGUCCUUUGAGAAAGCUGUUGAACAAGGGGCCUGGGGGCUGGAGAGUGAUGUACAAUUAAGUUUAGAUCAUGUACCUUUUCUUAUGCAUGACUAUGACCUGAGAAGAACAACCAAUAUUAAGGAGGUCAUGCCAAAUGCCUCCUUAACACAUCCUAGCUUCUUCCAGUGGCGUUUCCUGUCGACUCUGAAUGCAGGCAAAUGGUUUGUACAGUCACCGUUGAAACCAUUUUACAGAAUGAAAGCCCUAUCAAAGGCUGAUCGUGAAAGAGCAGAAAAUCAGACGAUUCCAAAACUAAUCGAUUUAUUGGAACUUGCACAGAAGGAAAAAAAAUUUGUGAUGUUUGAUCUUAAUGCCCCUCCACGAAAACAUCCUCUCAGAGGCACAUAUAUUCGCCAUGUAGUACGCUUAAUCCUUGACUCUAAAAUUGAGCAACAUCUGAUUUUUUGGUUGCCAGCUUUCGACAGGGAAUAUGUCAAACAAGCAGCUCCUGGUUUUCAGCAAGUGGGCAGGUUAUAUUCCAUUGAACGUCUUACAAAAGAAAAUAUCAGUAGAAUAAAUGUUGACUACAAGAGGUUGUUCUACAGUGGGUUGAGAGAUUAUAAAGCAGCUAACAUCAAAAUCAACUUGUACCUUGUUAAUGAACCUUGGCUCUACUCACUGGCCUGGUGCUCCAAGAUUCACUCAGUGACCACAGACAACAUUCACAUCCUGAGUCAGCUAGAUCAGCCUUACUUCCUCAUGGUUGCUGGGUGUACUAGUAAAUGGUGCCACUCUCAUUUUCACACCUUGAUGAUUCCUGGAUUCUUGAAUCUUGGCUAUCCAAGAAAUAGCACCAUAUAUCAGAUCCUGAUUUGGAGCAUAUAUGGCCUUGUGGAGAACCUUGACCCUGCCCUGCCAGGUAUUGCCACCUAG
Enhydra lutris kenyoni (northern sea otter) is the source of this 1791-nucleotide messenger RNA. It is a transcript of the gene GDPD4, whose product is annotated as glycerophosphodiester phosphodiesterase domain containing 4. The record is from RefSeq and is a predicted model, not a curated record. Gene Ontology annotation, biological process: lipid metabolic process. NCBI's taxonomy places the organism in Eukaryota, Metazoa, Chordata, Mammalia, Carnivora, Mustelidae. The transcript is spliced from 14 exons. Gene Ontology annotation, cellular component: membrane. Gene Ontology annotation, molecular function: glycerophosphodiester phosphodiesterase activity. Bases 1 to 1791 code for a protein of 596 amino acids.